AUGAAGAAUGAAGAUAAUCAGACACGACCUGACAUAUCAUUUGCUGUGAAUGUAUUAAGCAGAUAUGUAAACAAUCCUAGUCAGCAACAUGUAAAUGCUGUCAAACGUAUAGUUAGAUACUUAAUUAAUACUAAAGAUUUGUGUAUAAGGUAUGGAGAAAGUGAUGGCUUAAUAGGUUACUCUGAUUCUGAUUAUGCAAGUGAUGUCGAUACACGUAAGUCAACAACAAGCUAUAUUUUUAUGAUGAACGGUGGACCAAUUACUUGGUCCAGCCAAAAACAAAAAACCAUUGCUCUCUCCAUUACUGAGGCAGAAUUUGUAGCUGCAUGUGAAGCAGCAAAAGAAAUGAUAUGGCUGCGGCAAUUAAUGAUUUACGCAUGCCUGAUCCGUGUGAUAUCGCCGCAGCCUCCACCGCAUAUACCGAAAUGCCUCACGGGCUACAUGACGGAUGUGCAAUCUUGGACCGACUACGACGGAAGACUUAUAGUGUAUCCAGACGACAACAACUCGAUCGAUGUUUCUUACCACUUAGAUUGCGUUGGACAACUACAGCGGCAGCUGCGACAGUUUCCUUGCUCAGGGAAUAAUUCGGUGCAAUAUCUUAGUAUGGCAAAUUGCCAGUUUCAUAUUAUUCCUUCGGUUUUCCAUUACAAAGAUUCUUGUGGUAAUACUUUAUCAGGGACCGUUGAAUAUUUGACACUGACUGGAAACAACUUCUCAAUAGAAUAUACUUUUCACCCUUAUGAUGUACAAAUGAACGCGACAAAUGCUAAAAGUGCUUUCGAAGAUACUUCAUUUGAGCGAAAUAUUGCAAAUUGUUGGUCAAAUGGUUUACGCGGGGUCACCUUUCCACGUCUGCGUGAGUUAGAUUUGCGCCUGUGUAGAAUCAGAAAAUUAGAAGACAGUAUGUUUAGCGGCAUGCCAUAUCUUGAGAAACUAUACCUGGGGGAAAACAACAUAUUUUUGAUAAGCGCAGGAACUUUUUCAGGCUUGAAAAGACUUAUACAUUUGGACUUCAGCAGAAACUAUGAGUUCGAUGAGUACGGAACGUAUCAAGGCUUGUACUUCGACGAGUGCAACGUUUUCCAAGAAUUAGUUAAUAUUGAAUCAAUAGAUUUCUCUUUUACUAAAAUGGCUCAACGUAAUAUUGAUGGAUUCCGACAUGUGAGUGCAAAACUGCAGAGACUGUCGAUUUGCCAUGCAGGUUUGUCAAAUUUGAUUCCGGGGCUUUUAGCUGGCACUUCUUUGAAGUUUCUAGAUGUAUCGGGAAAUAUAAAUAUAUUCGCAGAUGAUGACGCGUUGCGCGGAUUAGAACACAGCCUACAAGUAGUCUACGCUAACGACAUCGCAUUAAAGAAAUUAGAUGUUUUCGAAAACAUGAAGUCAUUAGAAAUAUUAAGAGCGCGAAAUAAUGAAAUAACUACAAUAGGCAGAAAGAUAGCCAGGAGCCUUGUAAACCUACAAGUAAUUGAUUUAGAUAUGAAUAGACUGAUAGCUUGGUCCAGACCGACAGUGUCCUUGAUGCCGAGCCUCAAAUUCUUGUCUGUAAGAAGCAAUAACAUCAACGUAAUUUCCGAGCAGAUGGCUAGAGAUUUUGAGAAUGUAUCCUACAUUGGAUUAACAGGCAAUUAUAUUGUGUGCAAUUGUAACGCUAGAGAAAUAUUUGAAUUAGCUUUGAGAAAUGAAAUGGACAGGAAAGAUGAAUUAAUUGAAGAAAAACGUAAAAACCAAUACGCAAAUGUUUCUUUGUUAUACCAUAGUGGAUAUGAAGACGUAAAUUAUGCUAUAGCAAACAGAAAAUAUGUCAGACCAAAUUGUAUCGGAAAUAAUUGUUAUAAUGGUACUCCGUUAGAAAUAUCAGGAAAGUUUCUUUUGUUUGAUUAUGAUAAAGCCACUUACAAUUGUUUGACGAUAACAGAUGGAAAAACUAAAUCAUUUGCUAGAGUACCAUCUUGCAAAGAGACAAAGGAUAUGGAAGUCGGUGCAGCUAUCCAAAAUUAUUGGAACAAGUAUUUACUGAUAAUACCGUUGUUAUUAAUGCCGUUCUUAAUCAUUGGAUUCGUUUUUAAAAGAAAUUUAAGAUAUUUCUUCAUAACUAUAAGGAAUUCGGCGAUGUUAAGUUUGAUAAAUAAGAAUGAACAUAUUGAUGAAAAUACAAUCUUUAAUUACGAUGUAUUUGUUUCCUACUCCAACGAAGACCGAGCUUGGGUGCUCGACUAUUUGUUGCCACACUUGGAAACUGACUGCAACGUGAGCGUGUGUUUACACGAAAGAGAUUUUUUGGUAGGUUUGUCAAUUCUGGAGAAUAUUGUGGCGUGCAUGGACCGCUCGAGAGCCAUCAUGCUCAUCAUCUCGCAGAGAUUUUUGGUGAGCCAGUGGUGUCAGUUUGAAAUGCAUCUCGCGCAGCAUAGGCUUCUGGAGACCAGACGUGAGGAUCUCAUCCUCGUCCUUUUAGAAGAUAUUCCCCGUCGUCUACGCCCUAAUACUCUUCAUUAUUUGAUGGUCACAAACACGUAUAUUGUCUGGCCAAAAGAAGACGCCGAACAAGUGUUGUUUUGGAGAAGAUUGAAGAAGAGUUUGGUUACGCAGAAGAUGAAACAGCCGGAAAAUGUAUCACUGGCGUGA
This is a messenger RNA of Parnassius mnemosyne (clouded apollo), 2625 nucleotides long. The record is from the annotation of a GenBank genome assembly. Lineage: Eukaryota; Metazoa; Arthropoda; Insecta; Lepidoptera; Papilionidae.